Molecule: messenger RNA, 1029 nt
Organism: Chrysochloris asiatica (Cape golden mole)
Lineage: Eukaryota; Metazoa; Chordata; Mammalia; Afrosoricida; Chrysochloridae
Gene: CD2
Product: CD2 molecule
Exons: 5
Coding region: 1-1029 (342 amino acids)
Biological process (GO): cell-cell adhesion; positive regulation of type II interferon production
Cellular component (GO): membrane
Molecular function (GO): signaling receptor binding
Source: RefSeq, a predicted model, not a curated record
AUGAAUUUGCCAUGUAAAAUUUUAGCUACCUUCUUUCUGAUUUGCAACUUGUCCACCAAAGGUACAGUUUCUGAAGAGGCUACGAUCGUCUGGGGUGCCCUGGGUUACGACAUCAACCUGAACAUUCCUGGUUUCCAGGUGACUGAUGAUAUAGAUGAUAUACGAUGGCUCAGAAAAGAAGACAAAAUCAAGGUUGCACAAUUCCGAAAUGGCAGCAGCAUCAACAAAUUGCCAAAAUAUGACAUAUUCCGAAAUGGAACUCUGAACAUUAAAAAUCUGAUGAAAAAUUCUAACUGCAUCUAUGAAGUAGAGGUAUAUCAUGAAAAUGGAAAACACGUACUGGAUCGUACUAUUGAUUUGAGGAUUUUAGAGAUGGUCUCAGUACCAAAUAUUACCUGGAGCUGUGCCAACAAAACUCUGAGCUGUGAGGUCACGAAGGGAGAUAAUCCUGAACUACAACUGCUUCAGAAUGGAAACAGUAUCAUAAAAAGCAAUCAGACCAUCAUCACACACACCUGGAGCAUCAGACAGACACCAUCAUUCACGUGCAUGGCCAGCAACAAAGUCAGUAAGGAAAUCUUUGAGGUCAACAUUACGUGCACAGAGGAAGGUCUGAAUAUCUAUCUCAUGAGCACCAUCAUUGGAGGAGGAGUUCUCUUUUUCAUCUUUGUGGCGCUGCUCAUUUUCUACAUCAGCAAAAAGAAAAAACAAGGCAGUGGGAGAAAUGAUGAGGAAGUGGAGAUAAGAGCUCACAAAAUGACCACUGAAGAAAGGGUCCGGAAGUCCCACCACAAUCCAGGCUCCACUUCUCAAACCCCAGCAGUUUCCCAACCUCCUCCACCACCUGGCCAUCGUUCCCAGGCACCUGAUCAUUACCCCAGGCCUGUUGGCCACCAAGCCCAGCGCCGCCAGCAGACUAGACCUAAUCCUCCUCCAACAGGGACACAAGUUCACCAGCAGAAGGGCCCACCCCUCCCCAGACCUCGAGUUCAACAGAAACACCCCCCUGGGGCUACAGAAUACUCAUAA